GGCCCAGGCACACCAGGGAGAGUACAGAUCCAGUCUAGGCAGCUGGAGACUGAUAAUGACAACCUUGCCUAUCCAUGUGAUCAGAAGUGAGAAUUCCAAAGACUUUGUGGAUCACACUUCAUCUGCCUUCUGACUACCUAGUGGCCUUACUAUCACUGCCUACCUUCUUAAUUGGCUUGUAGGAUUGACAAAGAACAUACAGUUAGAUGUUGAGACAUGACCUUGAAAAUGACUCCCCACUCGGUGUGUAGCAAGAGCUGUGGCCUGGGAUUCAUGAAAAUUCCUCAGGAAGGGCAGCCUUCCUGCUGUUUCCAUUGUAUUUUGUGUCCAGAAAGAGGAAUAACUAAUGAAACAGAUAGCGAUCAAUGUAUGGAGUGCCCCCAGAGUGAGUAUCCCAACAUGGAGAGGAACCGCUGCCUACCCAAAACUGUGACCUUCCUGGCUUAUCAAGACCCACUGGGGAUGGCUCUGGCCUGCACAUCUCUGUGCUUCUCUGUCAUCACUGCCAUGGUUUUGUGGGUGUUUGUGAAGUACCGAGACUCUGCCAUAGUCAAGGCCAACAACCGCACCCUCAGCUAUGUCCUCCUCCUCUCCCUCCUCUUUUGCUUCCUCUGCUCCUUACUCUUCAUCGGCCAUCCAAACACAGUCACCUGCAUCCUCAGCAAUAUCUCCUUCGCAGUCAUAUUCACUGUGGCUGUUUCCACUGUUUUGGCCAAAACCAUCACUGUGAUUCUGGCCUUCAUGAUCUUGAGACCGGGGAGAAUUAUGAGGCAGCUGCUGGUGUCUGGGGUUGUGAACUCGGUGGUUCCCAUAUGUUCCCUUAUCCAAUUGAUUAUUUGUGGCAUCUGGCUGGGAACCUCUCCCCCUUUCAUUGACAUAGACUCAUCCUCUGAACCCAGGAGCAUCAUCGUUGAGUGCAACAAGGGCUCUGUCUCUGCCUUCUACUGCGUCCUGGGAUACCUGGGCUUCCUGGCCCUGGGAGCCUUUUCCUUGGCUUAU
Echinops telfairi (small Madagascar hedgehog) is the source of this 999-nucleotide messenger RNA. RefSeq names its product vomeronasal type-2 receptor 116-like. The transcript has 3 exons. Gene Ontology annotation, biological process: G protein-coupled receptor signaling pathway. NCBI's taxonomy places the organism in Eukaryota, Metazoa, Chordata, Mammalia, Afrosoricida, Tenrecidae. Gene Ontology annotation, molecular function: G protein-coupled receptor activity. The record is from RefSeq and is a predicted model, not a curated record. Gene Ontology annotation, cellular component: membrane. The annotation marks the transcript as partial.